GCGCGCGGCCUCCUGAGCGGCGGCGGCGGCGGCGACGGCGGCAGCGGCGAGGUUUGGGCUGCGGCUCCGGCGAAGGGUUCGCGGCCGGGGCGGGCGCCGCGGGCCGGGGCAGGAGGACCAGUGCCCGGAGCCGGGUCGUAGCCCAGAACUCGCGACAAAGCUGCGUUGCUGCUGCUGCGGGGCUCGGGCGCGCGGCCCGCCGUGACCGAGGACGGCGGGGCAGCAGGGCGCGGGAGCCUCGGGCCGGAGCGCGCCAGGGGAGGUUCACUUCUAGAAGAGUCAAGCCAAGAAGAUCAAAGGUGCUGCCUCCACCCUGCAUGCUCUUCGUCAGAUGAUGGAUUUGGACGUGCUUCUAUGAAGAAAUGCCACAUGUCUGUACUGGUCCAAGAACAAACAUGUCCAAACUGCUGCCACCUUAGGGGACUGGGGAGUGGUGCUAGCACUUCCCCGGGACUCAGGCGUGGUCUGACCCAAGAACAGGAAGUACAUCAUCACCAAUGACAUCAUGACAGCAAGAGAGCACAGCCCUCGCCAUGGCGCCAGGGCCCGUUCCAUGCAGCGGGCUUCCACCAUUGAUGUGGCGGCCGACAUGCUGGGCCUCUCUCUGGCAGGAAAUAUACAGGAUCCAGAUGAGCCCAUUUUAGAAUUCAGUUUAGCUUGCAGUGAGCUGCAUACUCCAUCGCUAGAUCGAAAACCAAAUAGUUUUGUAGCAGUGAGUGUCACCACCCCUCCUCAGGCAUUCUGGACGAAGCAUGCACAGACGGAGAUCAUCGAGGGAACCAACAAUCCUAUAUUUCUAAGCAGUAUUGCCUUCUUUCAAGACUCCCUUAUUAAUCAGAUGACACAGAUCAAACUCUCCGUAUAUGAUGUUAAAGAUAGAUCUCAGGGAACAAUGUACUUACUGGGCUCUGGAACAUUCAUUGUCAAAGAUCUGCUCCAGGACAGGCAUCACAGGUUGCAUUUAACACUAAGGUCUGCAGAGAGUGACCGUGUGGGUAACAUCACAGUAAUCGGCUGGCAGAUGGAGGAGAAGUCAGACCAGCGGCCCCCCGUGACCCGGUCUCUGGACACCGUCAAUGGGAGGAUGGUUCUGCCCGUGGAUGAGAGCUUGACGGAGGCAUUGGGAAUCCGAUCCAAAUAUGCUUCAUUGAGAAAAGACACUUUACUGAAAUCUGUGUUUGGUGGUGCCAUCUGCCGCAUGUACCGGUUCCCGACCACCGACGGCAACCACCUGCGGAUUCUGGAGCAGAUGGCCGAGAGCGUGCUCUCCCUGCACGUGCCCCGGCAGUUCGUGAAGCUCCUGCUAGAGGAAGAUGCGGCCAGAGUGUGUGAACUGGAAGAAUUGGGGGAUCUGUCCCCUUGCUGGGAGAGCCUCCGGCGCCAGAUUGUCACUCAGUACCAGACCAUCAUCCUCACAUACCAGGAGAACCUGACCAACCUCCAUCAGUACAAAGGUCCCUCAUUUAAAGCAAGCAGUUUGAAAGCAGAGAAAAAGUUAGAAUUUGUUCCCACAAACUUGCAUAUACAAAGGAUGAGAGUUCAAGAUGAUGGAGGAUCAGAUCAGAACUAUGACAUCGUCACCAUCGGAGCGCCAGCAGCACACUGCCAAGGUUUUAAGUCAGGAGGUCUCCGCAAAAAGCUGCACAAAUUUGAAGAGACCAAGAAGCACAGUUUUGAGGAGUGUUGUACCUCAUCCAGCUGCCAGUCCAUAAUCUAUAUACCACAGGACAUUGUCAGAGCCAAGGAGAUAAUUGCUCAGAUCAAUACCCUGAAAACCCAAGUGAGUUACUACGCAGAGCGGCUCUCGAGGGCGGCCAAGGAUAGGUCUGCCACUGGCCUCGAAAGAACACUUGCUAUCUUGGCAGACAAGACGCGGCAGCUGGUCACCGUCUGCGACUGCAAGCUGCUGGCCAGCUCCAUCCAUGGGCUGAAUGCGGCCCGGCCGGACUACAUUGCCUCCAAGGCCUCCCCGACCUCAAGUGAGGAGGAGCAGGUAAUGCUUAGAAACGACCAGGACACCCUCAUGGCCAGGUGGACGGGGAGGAACAGCCGGUCUUCUCUGCAGGUGGACUGGCACGAGGAGGAGUGGGAGAAAGUGUGGCUGAAUGUUGACAAGAGCUUGGAGUGCAUCAUUCAGCGGGUAGACAAGCUGCUGCAGAGGGAGCGCCUGCAUGGUGAGGCCUGUGAGGACGUCUUCCCCUGUGCGGGCAGCUGCACCAGCAGGAAAGGUAACCGGGACAGCCACGCCUACUGGAUCAGGCCAGAGGACCCCUUCUGCGACAUGCCCUCCUCGCCAUGCCCCUCCACCGUGCCCUCUGCUGCAUGCCAUCCUCACCCGAGCACACAUUGCAGCCCCCCUCCAGACGAGUCCAGCCCAGGAGAAUGGAGUGAGGCUCUUUACCCGCUGCUGACGACCCUCACGGACUGCGUGGCCAUGAUGAGUGACAAGGCCAAGAAGGCGAUGGUCUUCCUGCUCAUGCAGGACAGCGCUCCCACCAUAGCCACAUACCUGAGCCUGCAGUACCGCCGCGACGUGGUCUUCUGCCAGACGCUGACCGCCCUCAUCUGUGGCUUCAUCAUCAAGCUGAGGAACUGCCUGCAUGACGACGGCUUCCUGCGGCAGCUCUACACCAUCGGGCUGCUCGCCCAGUUUGAGAGCCUGCUGAGCACCUACGGUGAGGAGCUGGCCAUGCUGGAGGACAUGAGCCUCGGAAUCAUGGACUUGAGGAACGUGACCUUCAAAGUCACUCAGGCCACUUCCAGUGCAUCGACUGACAUGUUGCCGGUCAUCACGGGAAAUCGGGACGGGUUUAAUGUGCGGAUCCCUCUGCCGGGCCCCCUGUUCGACGCCCUGCCCCGGGAGAUCCAGAGCGGCAUGCUGCUGCGCGUGCAGCCCGUCCUCUUCAAUGUGGGCAUCAACGAGCAGCAGACGCUGGCAGAGAGGUUUGGUGACACAUCUUUACAAGAAGUUAUCAACAUGGAAAGUUUGGUGCGGUUAAAUUCCUACUUCGAGCAGUUUAAGGAAGUUCUGCCUGAGGACUGCCUGCCUCGGUCUCGGAGCCAGACGUGCCUGCCGGAGUUGCUGCGCUUUCUGGGUCAGAACGUGCAUGCUCGGAAGAAUAAGAACGUUGACAUUCUCUGGCAAGCUGCCGAGAUCUGCCGCCGCCUUAACGGGGUCCGGUUCACCAGCUGCAAGAGCGCCAAGGACCGCACAGCCAUGUCGGUGACGCUGGAGCAGUGCUUGAUUCUGCAGCAUGAGCAUGGCAUGGCCCCGCAGGUCUUCACGCAGGCCCUGGAGUGCAUGCGCAGCAUUGGAACACGGGAGGUAGUCACCCAGAAGAACUUGAGUGGCCUGGCGCCCAUCCGAGACUUAAGACUAGAUCCCAGCCUCCUCUGUUCCAUCCCCUUAUUAGCUCUGAGCCCCAAUUUACUGAUUGUGUGGCUCUUCCUGAGCAUAGCAUACCUGGUGACCAAAUUGCGUUGCAAAUGAUUAUCAUUACGAAAUAUUCAUAAUAAGUCACAAGAAAAACAAAAGUGCCAGAAUCCGUCCAGCCACCGUGUACCUAACUGGACAGAAGGAGUGUGUCAGAGCGUGUUCCACCAAGAACUAUCUCAUGCCUUACAGUUUGAUGUAUUUUGUUCUGAACUGUAAAUAUCUGCCAAUUAUUUCACUGAGAGGUAUUGAUCAUUUAAAUUCUGCAGAGUUUUCAGUGCUUGUAAGAUGUUCUUACAGCACCCGGUUACUGCAUUGUUUAGCCGGCCUGGAAUUACUUGUACCAAAUCUCUUACUUUCUGAUGUAAAACUAUUUAUUACCUGUAUAUCUCCUUUGCCCUGUUUCCAAGAGAAAGGAAAUCUGUCUGAAAAGAAUUUGUAUAUUUGAUACUACUAUUUAACUGUACUGCUAACCUUUCUUUCCUUUUGAAGAGAAAUGAAAAGAAAAGGAUAGAUGUUUUGUAACUGGCUCACCUAGAAAAACCUAUUUAAUAGGACAUGUACUUUCUGCUUUCAUUUCAAAGCGUAGUCCCUCAAAUUAUAGUAGCAAACAGUUUGCAGAAUCAUAACAUUUCCUUAUGUUUAUUCUUUCCGACUUGAGAUGACACAAAGCUGUGGUACAAUUGCACAUUGUACCAAGUCAGGCACAAAAAAAAAAUAACAUAUCGCAUGUGACUUUAGGUUUACUCUAUUAAAUCUUUAAGGAUCAUUAAAACUGAUUCAGGAAAUGCAUAUAGUAACAAAAGGCUGUUAAAAGUUAGAUACAUUUAUUCUUCUUGAAAUAGCGUUUUUCAUCUCAAAACUUGCAUCUUUAAUUUCAGAUUUUAAAGUCCAGACAUCUUUUCUCUUUUACAAAUCAAAUGUGGUUAAUAAUGAAAAAAGAAGGCAAAGAAAUAUGAUAAAAAAAAUGAGAUCUAACUUUUGGACAGUUGAGCCACAUGGAGCUGAGAGGAAGAGUUGCUUUGGUUCCUGCUAUUAUCACUCUUAAUUUUAAGUACAUGUCCAUAAAAUGGCAUGACUUGUAACACUCACAUUUGUCAGAAGGGUAACUGUGCACCUGUAAAGGUAACAAUAAAUUAGGGUAAAGUUCCACAGACCCUGUAUGAGAAAUAUUCAGGGGCUUCUCUGUUUUCUAGUUCAAAUUGUAUUGUGCUUCCUUUUACCUCUAGCUGGUUCCCUGUGCACUGAAUGUUAUGAAAGUGGAUUUCUUUUUACCAGUCUAGAAAACUGGAGUGGAUUUAGAGAAGCUGUCUUUUUAGGAAGCAUCACACCCAUGCAUGCACAGAAACCCAGUCCACUACAAGAUCUGGCCUCUGUGGCUCUUCCCCAAGAUGUCAGAAUUUAUUCUGGGAUUUCUCUGGUUUGGUGUCAGAUCUGAGUCCGGGUUCUGGGAACUGUAGAAGCACUUGGCAGUAAAGGACAAAUGUCAGACUCAGACCAAACUAAUAAACGGAAGGCUGUCCUCCUCACACCCCAAGAUGUCCUUGUUGCCUAGCCCUCCUGAACACGGCAGGGCCCAGGGCAGGUGGCACGCCUGCAGGUGGAUCCGGUUCACUCUGUCUUUUCUCGGACAAGGGCGGUGGCUGCCCUGGGGCACAGCUCCUGGGGUGCCUCCGUGGGGAGCCUCUCACUGAAUGCCAAGGGGCUGGCGAUGUUGAGUCGCAGCAGCAUGACGUCAGUCACUAGACGAGGCCUGUCCAAGUCUGUGGUUCUUAGGGAGAUGCACUCCCCAUUCGCCUGCCUUCACGUUGAGCUAUGUGUCCACUAAGAUCAUUAUGUUUAUUUGAUUUAAAAGUAGUAGAGUCCACAGGCCCUGCUCUGUUCAACGUGCUUCUCAUGCCCCCGGGGGGUGGCACCUGCUGGCAUCCUCCUGCUGUCAGGGUGGAGACUGUGCUCGGAGGAGGGAGGCCCUCUGACUAGACAGCGCUGCCCCCUCCUCUCUGGGCCCGGGGGUGCUUCUGUGACACUCUCCAGAGGCUCCUCCCAGGGCCGCCUUGCAGCCAGCUAGGGGAGGCCCUCCGGGGGCCCCAUGGGCACCCCGGCCUGCCCCUCGGCUGCCCUGGUGCCGGCCAGGCCUUUCUGCUCCAUGUGGGUUUGGCUGCUAGGUUGAGGGAGAAAUGGGUGGCAGGGGGAGAGGAUAAAGUUCUUUAUUUUUCUCUCUCGGAGCUGGGUCAAAAGGCACUCCAUUUUGGCACUACAGUCCUUAGGCCUGGCUUGAAAGAGUGCACCAUGAGAUCAGCAUAGGCUGUUGGUUGUAGUUGUUUUUCUUUAGGAUAUCUAAGAGAGGAGACCUGGUCCACUUGCCCUUUGUGCUGUUUUAAUAUCCCUAAUGCUUUUUCCUUGUGAAAUCAGGCUAAGUAUAUAUCCACAGUCUUUUCUGCUUUAGUAAGAAAUAGGCAGCAUGAAACAAAGAUGGGAAGAUGAUUCAAGAAGGGAGUCAUUGCUGUCUGGCAAUGGUGUUCAGGUCCUGUAAGGUGAUGCUGGUGCUGAGACUGAGUAGACGUGCAGGGUCACUCAGGCACCGAAGCGUGGAUGAUGCCCGCCGAGGGGGAAAGCCAGGCAUCCCUACAAUUAGGUGUCAGGUGGGCCUCCAUUCUCAGUUUUCAUUUAAAUAAUGGGUGUCCUUGAAAAGAAAUAAUUUAUGGAUAUAAUAAAAAAUAAUCACAUAGUUUUGAAACAAUUAAAUCCCUCUUUCGAAGUCUGUCCAAGACCUUCUCAGUGUAUGUUACUGACCCCUAAAAACGGCCCAGCCAGUGCGACCGCCACAAGUGCCCUGCUUAGGACGCAGGCUGGCCCCGCAGCGGGAGGCCGGUUUCCACGGCUUGCCCACCCCGGCCCGGGGGCCGAGCCUGUCUGCACAUGCAGUGACAGUGUUGGCACCAGAGUAGCCUCAGUGGACACAUUUUGUAAAUUCAAAUUCAAAUUUUCCUUAAAAAUUAAGUUGAAAGUGUAAUCUUGAUUCUAAUUUCAUGUAUACUGCAUUCAGCCAACUAAACCAGUAAUUACCUAAUUUAAGGUGUAAAUAAAAGAUAAUGUCAAUGUUCACAAACUCUUCUUCUUUGCUGCUCAAAGCAGUUUGACAUUAGUAGUGACAGACAGUUUUUGAGAAGUGGGUAUAUCUCUCUAUAUAUGGAGAAGCCACAUCUGAAGAGUCCAGUAACUUCUAGAGUCAACAGGACAAACUGUGCAUGGGAACCUAGCUUCUGCUUAAAAUGGAAUUAUAUUUUUAAUCUGAGCAUUGGAUGUCAAACAAACGUGAUCAUUGUUUAUCCUAGAGGCUCCUUGCCGAACGGUCGAGGCGUUGAGCUCAGAUGACAUGCAUCUAGCUGAGGGCUUCAGGCUCUGGUGACAAGAAAACAUGAGUCGCUAAACUGCUUAAUAACAAGCAGGUGGAUGCUUUUCUAAAAUUCCUGAGCUUAUCUUUUGAAUAAAAUCACUGUCUUACUCAAAAUAUUUUACAUGUUCUUGAUAAUGAGAUAAAAUCAUUUUCACUUUAGAGGCUUGAGCAAAUGCCACUGAUAUUUUUUUAAAAUGCAUGACAUAAUGGUCUUCAUACAAUUUGAAAUGUUUUUUUUUAAAUCACUGUUUCUUGGUAACUGCAAAUUUUACAUCUCAUAAGGGGAUUUUGUACUAAAUUUGAUACUAAUUGAUCUUAGAAUAAUAUAGUCUUAGAAUAAUAUAAAAAUACAAAGUUAUACUGUGCUGCCGGAAGUCAUUAUAUUUAGGAUCACUUUUGUUAAUUUGAUGUCUGCACCAGAACAUUGCCCAGAGAACCCUCCUGAUGCACUCCUUGGGGGAUGCGAGGCCUGCCUGAUGGCUCCUCCUCCUCCUCCUGUUCAGCAUUGGCUUGUGCCCACGGGGUUGCCAUGACAACCCUCCAGCAAAUGCAGCAGGGGACUCAGGUUCUCGGGGGAAGGGCACCUGUGGGCUGUCCCUGGCUCAGUGGCUCUCUAGAGAGAGGUAACUACAAACGAGGACAGCCCACCUUGGAGAAGUGGCUGGCUGCCGCCAGACCUGGGUGGGGCCAGCCCUUUACAGUACUCCAGCCCUGCUGGCCAUGCACUCAUUGUGCAGCUGUCCAUUAGGCCUCCUCGAUUGCUCUGCACCCAGGACAGCUGUCACCUAUGCGGAGGUGGUGUGUUAGAGUAGACUUCUCAGCCAGAUGGCUGGCUUUGCUACAUGUUGAAUUCUCCAAGGAAAAUCAGCAUUUUUGAAUUUGAGGUUCAUUAAUGGCUUAAAGGCAGCUCUUAAAUGUCUUUGGUAAGCACGUUAUUUCUUUUUCCAUUUAAUUUGCUAUUUAACAGAACCUUUGAACCCCUGGUUAGGACAGAACCCUCAAAUAACUAGACAUGAAAUACAUAAAACCAUUAGCUUAAAAAAAAGUUUGCUUGCGCAUAGAUACAGCGCUGCUUUUGGAAAUGCGAAUCCCGCAGUCCCAUAAGCUUGUGUCCGUCUCUGUGCUUCUUAACUGCCUUGUUCAGAACCCCGCCAUCUUAUGUGUGUAUUGUUGUAAAUGAGUCCAGCACCCAUGUAAAUUAAUCAACCUUUUUUUUUAACGCUAUGAAUAUAAUCAGUUCAUUUCAUCUUAGUUUAAGUCUUUUCUUUUUUCCUUUUUUACUGCUGUCAUUUCUUGUGCUUGUUUUUUCCCCAGUGAGGGUUGUCGAAGAGAAAAUACAAUGAAGAAUGUUGGAAGUCGCAAAUAUGCGUUUAAUUCCCUGCAGCUGAAGGCUUUCCCCAAGCAUUACAGGCCUCCCGAAGGGACUUACGGCAAAGUUGAAACAUGAACACACGGUUUCCUCUAAUUAGCUGUUACAUAAUUAAUGUGGGUACCCUCUAGUGGCGUAUAUGAAUUCUUCAAGAAGACCUGAAGGAUUGGUUUUUAUUUUUGUGUUUUAAAAAACAAUUCACUUAAGAGUCUAUGGAACAUGUUUUUUUCGGUCGAAAUCAGUAGGAGGUAAUGUGUGGCUCGGUAGCGUGGCUAGUAACCACUGCCCCUUUAAAUAGCCUUCAGCGUAACCACACAGGUACCACCCACAGUUACCUACGUGAACCAAGCUAGGUAUGUCUGAAACGCUAAAGGACUUUUUUAAAUGCCCACUUAGGCAGCUGCUCACUUAGCAUAUUUUUCUACUGAGUAACUCAGAAUUAAGCAUUGAAUUUCAAUCUACUUUUUAAAAAUCUGAAUGUAUGUGAAACAGUAAAUCAUAUGUUAAAUAAAUGGAUCUUGAGCAGAGCAAUCAACGUUAAAUGUUUACUCCAGUUCUGGGAAAGAAGCUAGCUCUGGCUCCUGCAGUGACAGCCAGUGGUUCUAAGGAAGUAUCCUGAUACCAUGGGUGAAACCUGAAAUUGAAGUAAAGGUUGCUAAAUCAGCCUGAGCUAAAACUCUUAGCUGAUCA
Messenger RNA from Manis javanica (Malayan pangolin), 8889 nucleotides. It is a transcript of the gene INPP4A, whose product is annotated as inositol polyphosphate-4-phosphatase type I A. Gene Ontology annotation, cellular component: cytoplasm. Lineage: Eukaryota; Metazoa; Chordata; Mammalia; Pholidota; Manidae. Gene Ontology annotation, molecular function: phosphatidylinositol-3,4-bisphosphate 4-phosphatase activity. The record is from RefSeq and is a predicted model, not a curated record.